Ilex paraguariensis (yerba mate) is the source of this 513-nucleotide messenger RNA. Lineage: Eukaryota; Viridiplantae; Streptophyta; Magnoliopsida; Aquifoliales; Aquifoliaceae. The record is from the annotation of a GenBank genome assembly.
GUGACUAAUGAUAUAUUCACAAAAGAGGAUGGCGAGUUCUUGGUGAAGCAUGGAGCACUUCCUGAGGAAAGGAUACGUGCUGUGGAAACGGGAGGCUGUCCACAUGCUGCUAUUCGAGAAGACAUCAGCAUCAAUCUUGGGCCUCUUGAGGAGCUUUCAAACUUGUACAAAGCUGAUAUACUUCUCUGUGAAUCUGGGGGAGACAAUCUAGCUGCCAAUUUCAGCAGGGAAUUGGCUGACUAUAUAAUUUAUAUUAUAGAUGUAUCCGCUGGUGAUAAGAUCCCUCGAAAAGGAGGCCCAGGGAUCACACAAGCUGACCUUCUUGUAAUAAACAAGACUGACCUUGCACUGGCUGUUGGAGCUGAUUUGGCAGUCAUGGAGCGUGAUGCACUUCGGAUGCGGGAUGGUGGUCCUUUUGUUUUUGCUCAGGUUAAGCAUGGAGUCGGCGUUGAGGAAAUAGUAAACCACGUUUUACAAGCUUGGGAAUUGGCAACAGGAAAGAAGCGCCACUGA